AUGUUCCAAUUAUCAAGGCGUUUGUUGGCGAGCUCCCCUGCUGCUGUGAUUGUCUUAUUGAUUGAGCAUAUUGCUAUCUCGAAAUCGUUCGGUCGCGUCAACAACUAUACAAUCGACCCAUCGCAGGAGUUUAUUGCCAUUGGUGUAUCGAACCUACUAGGACCUUUCCUAGGUGCAUACCCAGCUACAGGGCCAUUCUCGCGAACUGCUAUCAAAGCGAAGUGUGGCGUACGCACUCCCCUCGCGGGUUUAAUCACUGCCGUUGUCGUCCUUCUUGCCAUAUAUGCACUGCCAGCGUUGUUCUUCUUCAUUCCCAAAUCGUCCUUGUCGGCUGUGAUUAUCCAUGCAGUGGGUGAUCUCGUCAUGCCUCCCCAUAUCACCUAUAAAUUCUGGCGUAUAUGUCCAAUUAACGCACUCAUCUUCUCCAUGGGCGUUAUCGUAAUCAUAUUCUCAACUAUCGAGAUCGAAAACUACUGCACAGUCGGCGUAUCACUGGCAGCGCUCCUCUUCCGACUCGCCAAAGCCCGAGUCCAAUUCCUUGGCUACGUUCAAGUGCAUUCAGUCGUGGGUGACCAUAUCCUCAACGGGGACCCAAGCACAGAACUCGAAUACGAUAUCGACAGGUCCCGAGAAGUCUACCUCCCAACCGAACACGAAGGUGGCACAAACCCCCAAAUCAGUAUCCACCAACCAGCCCCAGGAAUCUUCAUCUACAGAGCCUCCGAGGGCUUCAACUACCCCAAUGCAAACCACUACACAGACCAUCUAGUAGCCACAUCUUCAAAGAAACCCGGUGUACAAACCCGCAAGCAUGGGAAACAACAGGUGACAGACCCUGCCUGGAAUGACCCAAAUCCAACCCGUGCCGAACGCAAAAUUCUCAUGGCAGAGGAAGCACCCACCUCCCCACUCCCAACUCUCCGUGCCAUAAUUCUCGAUUUUGCCGCCGUCAACAAUGUAGACGUCACAUCCGUGCAGAACCUCAUCGACGUCCGCAACCAACUAGACCGCUGGGCAUCCCCAGACAGCAUGGACAAGCGUGCUCUCGCGGCCGCUGGGCUCGGGCUCCCCGCCGCUUCAGAUGGGUCAGGUCCUCGAUUGCAGAGGUUGAUCUUUAACGUUGCGGAGAUCCUGGAUGGCAGUCUACCCGGCUCAGAGGCUCAGUCUCGGGUCAUCGGGUUGAAGGAGGACUGGUCGAAGGAUGUAGAGGCUACGAAGGUUAACACUCGUCGUCGAAGCAGUCGAUCUGGUGUCGGGACUGGUAUGGCUGUUGUCAAUGGGAUGAAUCGGCCUUUCUUCCACGUGGAUCUGACUAGUGCUCUGGAAAGUGCUGUGGCUGAUGCUUAG
This is a messenger RNA of Penicillium robsamsonii, 1347 nucleotides long. RefSeq names its product sulfate anion transporter. The record is from RefSeq and is a predicted model, not a curated record. Gene Ontology annotation, cellular component: membrane. Gene Ontology annotation, molecular function: sulfate transmembrane transporter activity. The transcript has 2 exons. Bases 1 to 1347 code for a protein of 448 amino acids. NCBI's taxonomy places the organism in Eukaryota, Fungi, Ascomycota, Eurotiomycetes, Eurotiales, Aspergillaceae. Gene Ontology annotation, biological process: transmembrane transport.